This is a messenger RNA of Alosa sapidissima (American shad), 3207 nucleotides long. RefSeq names its product cholinergic receptor, nicotinic, alpha 11 (gene chrna11). The coding region runs from base 86 to 1996 and encodes 636 amino acids. The transcript has 10 exons. Gene Ontology annotation, molecular function: acetylcholine-gated monoatomic cation-selective channel activity; transmembrane signaling receptor activity. Gene Ontology annotation, biological process: signal transduction; chemical synaptic transmission; regulation of membrane potential. Gene Ontology annotation, cellular component: postsynaptic membrane; synapse; neuron projection. NCBI's taxonomy places the organism in Eukaryota, Metazoa, Chordata, Actinopteri, Clupeiformes, Clupeidae. The record is from RefSeq and is a predicted model, not a curated record.
CUCUCCCUCCUUCCUCUCACUCUUUCUCUCACUCCCCCGGUCUGGGCUUCUCUUUCGUGCCCAAAGCUGUGUGAUCUCUCUGGGAAUGUGGCGCUCUCUGGCUCUGCUUCUGCUUGGAUUCUCAGCACUGGUGCAGGUCUCUGUGCAGGGCCCUUACCAGAGGUCUCUGCUGAAGAGCCUGCUGAAGGACUAUAACCGCAUGGAGCGGCCGGUGGCCAACGACUCCCUGCCUCUGACCGUGGUGCUGUCCAUGAGCCUGGUACAGAUUAUGGACGUGGAUGAGAAGAACCAGGUCCUCACCACCAACAUAUGGGUAAAUAUGAAAUGGUUCGACCACUACCUAAAGUGGAACCAGACGGAGUAUCCAGGUGUGAAGAACCUGAGGUUCACCACAGAUCAGGUGUGGACGCCUGACAUCCUGCUCUAUAACAGUGCCGAUGAUAAAUUCGACUCCAUGUUUAAGACCAACGUGCUCUGCAACUCCAGCGGCUUCUGUGAAUACCUGCCACCAGGAAUUUUCAUGAGCACCUGUAAUGUCGACGUGCGCUGGUUCCCCUUCGACAUCCAGAAGUGCGAGCUCAAGUUCGGCUCGUGGACGUUCGACGGCUGGCUGCUGGACCUGCAGAUGACUGACGCCGACAUCUCCGGAUACAUGCCCAACGGGGAGUGGGACCUUGUGGGCGUACCGGGCACCAGGAACGAGGUGUUCUACGACUGCUGUAAGGAGCCGUAUCCGGACGUAACGUUCGUAGUGACCAUCCGGCGGCGGACGCUCUACUACGCCCUGAACCUGCUCAUCCCCUGCAUGCUCCUCUCCUCCAUGACCCUGCUGACCUUCCUGCUGCCCGCCGACUCUGGGGAGAAGAUCUCUCUGGGUAUCACGGUCCUUCUCUCCCUGACCGUCUUCAUGCUCUUGGUGGCAGAGAUUAUGCCAGCCACUUCAGACUCCAUUCCUUUAAUAGGGCAGUACUUUGCCAGUAUAAUGAUCAUUGUGGGGAUGUCAGUCAUCGCUACCACGGUGGUUCUGCAGUAUCACCAUCAUGACCCGACUGGAGGCACCAUGCCCAAGUGGGUGCAGCUGGUGCUGCUGCAGUGGGUGGCGUGGUUCCUGCGUAUGAAGCGUCCGGGCGAGGGCGACGACAUCGAGCGCCCGCCGUGUGCCCCCCACCUCCGCCGCUGCUCCUCGGGCUCCCAGAGCGGCAGCCUGCCCAACGCGGCGGCGCCCAGCCUCUCGGCCACCGCCGCUGACCUACACCACCACCAGCACAACCACAACCACACGCUCCACCACCACCACCACCACUCCCCGCACCCGCUCCUGCCGCUGCACCCCCAGAACCUCCUGGUGGGGGCGCCGUCGCACAUGCACGCCCAGAACAGCACCAACAACAACGCCGGCCUGCUCUACAUCGGCUUCCCCAGCCUGGACGACCCAGCCUCCUCGCCCCCGCUCACUGAGCCCCUCGCCAGGGGCGGGGUCCCCACCGGGCCGCGGGUCGGAGGUGGUGGGGGGAGCGCUGGGACCACCGUGGGUGGCGGCGGCGGUGGCGGAGGAGGGGGGGUCCCCCAGAGCGCCGCCCCGGGGGGCAACAACAACAACACGGCGGCCAGCCCGCCUCCGCAUCUCCCCUCGCAGUUCUGCGGCCCCCCGGCGGCCGCGCCGAGCCUGGAGACCCCCGGCUGCGCUAGCAGCGCGUCCAGCAGCGGGGUGGGCGGAGGCGGGGGGGCAGGGGGAGGGGGCUGCUCGUGCUCGGGGGCCAGCGGCGCCGGCGGCGACCCCCAGCUGCAGGCCAUCCUGGACGAGGUGCGCUACAUGGCCGACCACUUCCGCACGCAGGACGAGAACGAGAGCGUGGCAGACCAGUGGAAGUUCGCCGGCGCGGUCAUCGACCGCCUCUGCCUGGUGGCCUUCAGCGUUUUCAACAUCAUCUGCACCAUCUCCAUCCUCAUGUCCGCGCCCAACUUCGUGGAGGCCGUUUCCAAGGACUUCAUCUGAAGACAGACGACGGACAAACAGGAAGAGGCAAGUGGGGAACGAGACGCAGGGGGAGGGGGAGGAAGAGGAGGAAGAGGAGGAGUAGAACAAGAGGAAGGACAAAAGGGGCAAAUACAAAGGAGUACGGGGGCUACAGGCUGUAAUGGUACACGACAGACACGGAGGCUAGCAUAGUGCAAAAGCCAUCUUCUGAAACCACAGGAGGAGAGGGCUUGAGGAGGUCCUGCUGUAGGUCAGUCCAUGCGGAGCUCUGCUAUGAUGAACUCUAACGCUCUGAUGUCCGCCAACAGACGAGGAGAGAGGAGCAGAGCAGAGCGUGGAGCACUUGUGAGUGGUUCUCACUGUCCGUGCUCUCUGACAUUAGCCAUUCGGUUUUUACAGUAACACAACACACACACACACACACACACGCACACACGCACACACACACACACACACACCACACACACACACACAUAUAAUGACUACAGACACUCUUCUACUGACCAGCCUUUGUUUGCACUCAGACGGAUGGAUGUGUUCAAUGACUCAAGAAUUAUCAUUCUAUUAAGCCUUGCGAAAUGGAGUGGGAAACCCCAGGGCCAUUAUUACCAUCAUCAUCAUCAUCAUCAUCAUCAUCAUCAUCAUCAUCAUCAUCACCAUCAUCAUCAUAAGAUCAUUAUCAUCAUCAUCAUCUUCAUUGUCAUCAUCAUUAACCACAAAUCAUGCGGCUGCUUUUGCUAAAGCAGAGAGGGAGCAGUGUUUAGCUUGGGCUGAAGAAAGCAGAAGUCAGAGAGAGACGCACAAACAAGAGUAGGACAGAGAGAGAGAGAAAGAUAGAGGGAAGAAAGAGAGGAAUAGAAAAACAGAGAGAGAGAGAGAGAGCAGAACAGAAAGACAGACAGAGAGACAGAGAGAGAAAGAGAGAGGGUACAAUGGCUGGAUGAAUGGGAGCAUUGGGGCUAACAGAGAUGUCCAUACGACAUAUACGACAGUGGGUGGUAUCGAUUGGACACACACACACACACACACACACACACACACACACACACACACACACACACACACACACACACACACAGAUGGAGGAAAGAGGGCAAAUGAGGCUGAGCAUGUCUCCCACCUGGACAACGAUAAGGAUGGAUGGAGAGAUAACAGAAGAAAAAGAGGGGAGAGAUGAAUGAGAACGGAGAGAUGAAUGAGAUGGGAACAGAGAUGGAGAAGAGAGAUAG